This is a messenger RNA of Equus quagga, 2796 nucleotides long. It is a transcript of the gene KCNK15, whose product is annotated as potassium two pore domain channel subfamily K member 15. Gene Ontology annotation, biological process: potassium ion transmembrane transport; stabilization of membrane potential. Lineage: Eukaryota; Metazoa; Chordata; Mammalia; Perissodactyla; Equidae. The record is from RefSeq and is a predicted model, not a curated record. Gene Ontology annotation, molecular function: potassium ion leak channel activity. Gene Ontology annotation, cellular component: membrane. The transcript has 2 exons. The coding region runs from base 85 to 1077 and encodes 330 amino acids.
CGGGCGGGCGGCCGUCGGGGACCAGCUGGGGUCCGGGCCAGGGUCGGGGCCGGGGCCGGGGCCAGGGCCGGGCUGGGCGCCGCCAUGCGGGAGCCGAGCGUGCGCGCGGCGGCGCUCGUGCUGUGCAUCCUGUCCUACCUGCUGGUGGGCGCCGCCGUCUUCGACGCGCUCGAGUCCGAGGCGGAGAGCGGCCGGCAGCGGCUGCUGGCCCGGAAGCGCGGCGAGCUGCGACGCAAGUACGGCUUCUCGGCCGAGGACGACCACGAGCUGGAGCGCCUGGCGCUGCAGGCCGAGCCGCACCGCGCUGGGCGCCGGUGGAAGUUCGCCGGCUCCUUCUACUUCGCCAUCACCGUCAUCACCACCAUCGGGUACGGCCAUGCCGCGCCAGGCACGGACUCAGGCAAGGUCUUCUGCAUGUUCUAUGCGCUCCUGGGCAUCCCCCUGACGCUGGUCACCUUCCAGAGCCUGGGCGAGCGGCUGAACGCGCUGGUGCGGCGCCUCCUGCUGGCGGCCAAGCGCUGCCUGGGCCUGCGGCGGCCGCGCGUGUCCACCGAGAACAUGGUGGUGGCCGGGCUGCUGGUGUGCGCGGCCACCCUGGCCCUCGGGGCCGCCGCCUUCGCGCACUUCGAGGGCUGGACCUUCUUCCACGCCUACUACUACUGCUUCAUCACCCUCACCACCAUCGGUUUUGGCGACUUCGUGGCGCUGCAAAGGGACGAGGCGCUGCAGAGGAAGCCGCCCUACGUGGCUUUCAGCUUCCUCUACAUCCUCUUGGGGCUCACGGUCAUCGGCGCCUUCCUCAACCUUGUGGUCCUGCGCUUCCUCGCCGCCAGCACCGGCGCGCUGGAGCGCGCUGCCCGCCGCGCCGGCCCGCUCCGCCUGGGGGCGCCCGAGAGCCGCGGCCGCUGCCCGGCCCGCCGCCCCGCCCGCCCCGGGGGCGCCGCCUCCGUCUCCCACCGCGUCCACCAGCUGGAGGUGUGGGCCCGCGACAAUCUGGGCUUCUCGCCCCCCGCGAGCCCGAGGGCUGUGGGCGGCGGCAGGGCAGGCGGGCCUCUGGCCCGGCGGAAGUCCAUCUGACAGCCCUCCCCCGCCGGGGGUGGGUCCCGGACUUGGAGGGUCCGGGUUCACCUAUCAGUGCACCCUCCGCAGAGCUUGGGGAGGGGUGAGGGGCCGUGGCCUCAGGCCGUCUUCUGCCACGAGCAGUUUCUCAUUCUCUUCUGUGGCGAACCCCUCCCUCCUCUCCAAAAACAUAUUAACCUCGCAUCAGAAGCACAACGCUACUCUAAAAUCGCCCUGUAGGUGCAAGUCCCCUGUAGCCCACAUUGUUUGAGGAAGGCGUGGCCCCAUCAGUCACCUGAGAGAGGCCUCCACAGGCCCCUGUCGCUAGCUGGCCCUCCGGAGCACAAACAGGUGGCUGUUCCUCUGUUGUGCGAAGACGCCGGCUUUCCGGGUUGUAGGGGAUGUGGACGACUUUCAACACGGGAAUCCCACCGGUGAGGCCAGCUGUUCACACUAUGUGCAGCACAGGGAUCAGAUGGACUGAAGGAAAACGUCUCCCGUCCAGUGUAGACGAGUGGGCACAUCUCUGCACUGUUAAAUGGUGGCUCGUUCUUUGCUCAGUGUGUAGAGAGGAACUGGCCUGUGUGUAAAUGAAGUACACCCUCCCUUGUCCCCCUAAGCUGAGGCUCUUUGUCCUUGGCCAGCCCCCCUUCAGCAUGAGGGGGGCCUUGCUGACACCCACCAUGUCACUGGGGCCACCUAGAUGCACUCAAAUCCUGUGGGACAAGCUAUCUUCUGGGAGCUGUGUGAUCUGGGGCCUGCCAAUCACCCACAAUAUGACCUUGGGGAAUCUCAUCCCCUACCUGGGCCUCAGUUUCCACAUCUGUAAAAUGACUGGGUUCACUCAGAAUUCUGUUCCCUCCUGUGCACCUCUGGAAUGGUUCCUGGGACAGGCCCCUGCCCCAUAGGAGGGCAUUAACAAAGCCCACGGUGGGGCAUACUGGCACCCCAUAGCACUCAGCUCCUCAAAACACCAACUGCCCUUAGCUUCCCAGAUAGAGACGUCUCAAGACAAAGCAGAGCAAGCCAGGUUAGAAAAGCCAAAAACUUUAAUUUUCAACAUGAGCUACAUGGUCAUGAACACAAUGCAACGUGACCCACUCCAACCCAGGGGCCCUGGAAACCCUCCCUCCCCAAAGGCCCGAGUGGCUCCUGCUCCCAGAGAGGGAAUGAGGGAAAGGUGGGUGGAGGGAGGGAGGCCCCAGCCUGAGGGCCCGGGGUCCUGCCUUCCGGCCACCCCCUGAGGAGGCAGUGGUAGAGUGAAAGGGCUCCAGGCGUGAUGCCUGAGGCCCCGGGUUCAAGUCUCCACUUUGCCUCACAGAAGCUAUGAGUAAAACGGGCAGUCAGCCUCCCCAUGGGGUCUGUGAGUCAGAUGAGCUCAUGGACAUGAAAGCUUUCCGUCCACUCUGAGGUGCCACUAUACAGACAUGGGGCCCUCCCAGAGGGCCACAGGAGUCAUUACAGGGGAACAGGGAGCGCUUGGUCCCCUGGGCUUGGCACAGCGCUGCUGCUCAAUAAAUAAAUGCAGGUGGCCUUGCUGGACGCAACAGCUGUGCUCCAAAGGGAGUGGGGCUCAGAGCUGCUUCUGAACACUGAAAUGCGCCCAGGAGCUCCUGGUUUAAGGAGCUGGAUGGCCAAUGGGCUUGCAUAACCACCCCAAACUGCCUGCUUCCCCUCCUCGUGGAGAAGAGUGAGCUCUGAGCUGUUGGAGAACUGGGUUCCAGUCCGGGCUCAGCC